AUAGUAGAUGGAGUGAAGUUAAAAUGGAAUGCGUCAACACAAGAAUGGCAAAGGGCCGAUCAAGAAGUCGAUGAAGAUUUCAUUGCCAGUUAUCAAGCAAAUUACGGAGUUCCAUAUGAUUAUAAUGCUUUCUUCAAAACUCCCAACAUAAUUAAAGGUAAAAUGGACGAGGAAAUAAAAGCAAAAGAAGCAGGCAGAUUGAAGAACAAGCCGUCAGAAAAGGAUGAGAAGAAAAAAGGAAAAGGAGCUACUGAGCAACAAGGUGAUGCUGGCUAUUUCAAAUCAUUAAGCAUCAAAUCUUUUUCCAAACUUUAUGUUCUAAAAACUUUAUCGAGCCGCUACAGCUCCUGUUGGGUAGACAUGGAAGAGAAGGUCCAUGCCGUCUAUGUUAACAACCUGCCUUUGGAUAUAACGAUGGAAGAGUUUAAGGAAUUUAUGUCGAAGUGCGGUGUUAUCCAGCCAGAUGCGCGGACGAACAAACCAAAGUUGAAACUCUAUGUUGACGAAAAUGGGGAUUUAAAGGGUGAUGGAAGAUGCGUUUACAUAAAGAAGGAGUCAGUUGACUUGGCUUUAUCCAUCUUAGAUGGGUUUAAUCUGCGAGGUAAGGAAGUUCAUGUGGAGAAAGCCAGAUUCCAGCAAAAGGGUGAUUUUGAUCCCACUAAGAAAAGGAAGAAGCUCACGAAUGCACAAAAGAAGAGGUACAUGGAAAAUCAGAACAGGCAACUUCAAUUUACAUUUGUUUUUCUUUGCAGAAUUUUUGAGUGGAAACCUGAAAAACCACGCAACUACCGCCCCAUCUCAGAUUGUACUGUUGUGAUCAAGAAUUUGUUCACAUUAGAAAUGAUGGAGAAGAAUGCUGCUCUAAUGAUGGAUCUAAAAGAGGAGGUUCAAGAAAGUUGUUCUAAGUAUGGCACAGUCAAAAAAGUCAUCGUUUAUGAUGUAAGCUUUAUUUUGAAUUUUUGUAAAGUCAAAAUUUCUGAUCAAGAUUUGAACAACGCACCUAAUCACUCUUUGCAUGAGUCGGAUAUGGCAGUAAAGAUGCUCAAUAGCAGAAUUGUAGACGGACGACGGUUGGAAGUUUCCCUCUGGGAUGGAAAAACAAAAUAUAAAGUGCAAGAAACAGAAGAAGAGCGUCAGCGACGACUAGCUGCAUGGGAGAACUAUAUCAAAGGAGAUAGUGAUGAUGAAGAGAAGAAAACGACCGGGAGGGAAAAGGAAGUUUCUUUAGCUAGUAUGUCUUUGGAGAAGUCUGGCGAUAUGUCUGAAGAAGGACCAUCACCGGGGAAAAAGCCAAAACCAGACAGCGAAGAUGGACUUUAA
Messenger RNA from Strongylus vulgaris, 1320 nucleotides. Lineage: Eukaryota; Metazoa; Nematoda; Chromadorea; Rhabditida; Strongylidae. The record is from the annotation of a GenBank genome assembly.